AUGACUAAGCCAGCCUGGAGCCUCUGGGUCAUCUGUGUUGUUGGAGCUGUGAGUCUUUCUGCACAACACAUCAAUCCGUUGUGUGAUGCCGCUCAUUUUUGCAACUAUUCCGCAAGGGCUUUGCAUGCAAUUCCACCUGGUCUAAGAGAUAAUGUCACAGGGCUGGAUCUGGCCUCCAACAGCAUUGAGGAAAUCAGAGAAGAGGACCUGAAGUUUGCAGUCCAGCUCAGAACUCUUUUGCUCCAAUCUAAUCUAAUUCGGACAAUUGAUGAGGAUGCCUUUCGGUUCCUUGUGAAGCUGGAGCAUUUGGAUUUAUCAAGGAACAAACUGACCCACUUAUCUCCAUCUUGGUUCAGGCACCUUUCUUCCCUGCAGAAGUUAAACAUCAAAGGUAACUACUACUCAUCACUUGGGGGAACUCCACUGUUUUCUGACCUACAAAAGCUGAGAUAUCUGUACUUGGGAAAUGAUGACCACUUCUCUGCUUUAUGGACACAAGACCUGGAAGGAAUUUCAGUUCUUGAAGAACUGGAGAUUGAGGGGCGAAACAUUAAACAACAUGAACGUGGAGCCUUACAACCAAUUAAGUUCAUAAAUCACAUUAUUUUGAAUGUUCCGUCCAUUCCCAUUUUAUACUCCAUUAUAUCUGAUGUUCGAAAUUCUGUGGUGUGCCUUGAACUGAGGAAUAUGCAAUGGCUUGACAUUCCAUCCUUUUCCUUGCUUGAUCUGGUCCCUGUGGAUGCAAAGAAAAUUAUCCUGCAAAAUAUUGAAUUUUCGGAUAAGUCUGUUGUUCAGCUUUCAACCGUUCUUUCCACAAUGAGUCAAGUGCAUGAACUUGAAAUAAUCAAUAGCAAUAUGCGCAGUACGGGAGAUUUCCAUGGUAUUGAGCAUUAUUCAAGGAGUUUACAAGUAAUAACAGUCAGAAAUUUUACAAAUGAAUUGUUUUAUUUGGCUAUAGAUCGUUCUAGUGUGAUGUCUCUUGUAGAGAAUAUUACCAAACUUACAGUUGAAAAUACAAAAACUGUUAUAAUGCCCUGCUCACUUGCGAAAAAAUUCCAUUCACUGCUGUAUCUUGAUCUCAGUGUGAAUUUGUUGCUAGACCAAUCAUUGAGUAUGUCAUUGUGCCCGGGUGCCUUGCCUAGACUGAAAACAUUAAAUGUUAGCCAAAAUUCUUUGAAACGGAUUGAGGUUGUAGCACAAAGUUCUGCUCGUGUGGUAAACCUCUCUAAUUUGGAUGUGAGUCAAAAUAGCUUUGAAGAAUUGCCAAACUCAUGUGUCUGGCCAAAAAGGCUGAAAUAUCUAAACAUCUCUGGCUGUAAAUUAAGCAAACUCACACCCUGCAUCCCUCAAAGUCUUGAAGUGCUGGAUGUUAGCAACAAUAAACUCCAAGACUUUAGACUGACCCUGCCCCAUCUACAGGAGCUUUAUAUAAAAAACAAUAAAUUAGCAGCCUUACCGGAUGUUAUCUUCAUCCCGAGUGCUAGAAUAAUGAAUAUUAGAGAAAACAAAGUUAUUGAAUUCUCUGAGGAACAACUUGAAAAAUUUACAGAAAUGGAGAGCUUGGAUGCACGUUACAACGCUUUCCAAUGCUCCUGUGCAUUUGUGUCCUUCAUCAAGUCUCAGCCAAGAAUCCCUAACAUCUCUGUUGGUUGGCCAGAAAACUACAUCUGUGACUCUCCAGAUCACGUAAGGGGUCAGAAAAUAGGAGCUGCUCAGUUACCACUGGCUGAGUGUCACUUGGCUUUGAUGAUGUCCUUAAUUUGCAUUCUGCUGCUGCUGAUCAUCCUGGGGGUGGCAUCUCUUUGCUACAAGUUCCAUGUCUUCUGGUAUACACAGAUGAUCUGGGCCUGGCUCCAAGCAAAACGCAAGCCCCAAAGAGCCCACAAUCAAGAAAUCGACUAUGAUGCGUUUGUUUCCUACAGCGAACAGGAUUCAGAAUGGGUGGAGAAUGUAAUGGUACAGGAGCUAGAGCAGGCUCACCCUCCAUUUAAACUCUGCCUUCAUAAAAGGGAUUUUCUGCCUGGCAAAUGGAUUAUGGACAACAUUGUUGACUCCAUUGAGAAGAGUAAGAAAACCCUCUUUGUGCUGUCGGAGCACUUUGUGAAGAGCGAGUGGUGCAAGUAUGAACUUGAUUUCUCUCACUUCCGUUUUUUUGAUGAAAAAAACGAUGCAGCAAUUUUGGUCCUUCUGCAGCCCAUUCCAGAGAAAUCCAUUCCCAAAAGGUUUUGCAAACUGAGGAAACUAAUGAAUACAAAAACCUACCUUGAAUGGCCAAGGGAUGAAGAUCAACAACCUCUGUUUUGGCUUAACUUGAAGAUGGCAAUAAAAUCUUAG
This is a messenger RNA of Elgaria multicarinata webbii, 2334 nucleotides long. RefSeq names its product toll-like receptor 2 type-2. The transcript has a single exon. Gene Ontology annotation, biological process: inflammatory response; toll-like receptor signaling pathway; immune response. NCBI's taxonomy places the organism in Eukaryota, Metazoa, Chordata, Lepidosauria, Squamata, Anguidae. Gene Ontology annotation, molecular function: protein binding; triacyl lipopeptide binding; transmembrane signaling receptor activity. The record is from RefSeq and is a predicted model, not a curated record. Bases 1 to 2334 code for a protein of 777 amino acids. Gene Ontology annotation, cellular component: plasma membrane.